Molecule: messenger RNA, 8698 nt
Organism: Mastomys coucha (southern multimammate mouse)
Lineage: Eukaryota; Metazoa; Chordata; Mammalia; Rodentia; Muridae
Gene: Map3k13
Product: mitogen-activated protein kinase kinase kinase 13
Exons: 15
Coding region: 1425-4307 (960 amino acids)
Biological process (GO): protein autophosphorylation; JNK cascade
Molecular function (GO): protein homodimerization activity; ATP binding; JUN kinase kinase kinase activity
Source: RefSeq, a predicted model, not a curated record
GGAGGCGUGUCAAAGGGUCUGAAGAGUUGCUGUUUUCUACCAGCCACACCCUGGGCUGAAUGAAUGCCCUAUGAAGGGAAGCUCCAGGCUCUCUCUCAAGCUUGCUGUCAUUGUCACCUGUUGUUUCUUAGCCUCAAAAGGUAGCUCCAGAUUGUGUACAAAAGGAAUAGGGGCUGCUGGCAUGGUGGCAUACAAAUUUAAUGCCAGUACUUACAGGCAAAGGCAGGUGGAUUUUUGUGAGUUCGAGGCCAGCCCGGUCUGCCUAAAGAGUUUCAGGUCAACUGGGCAUACACAGUGAGACCUCAUUUUAAAACAAACAAAAAGGAAGUAACUUGCCUGGUUGAUUUUCAGUUUAGAAACACAGAUACUUAGAAAAGCUGUGAUUUGGGCUACCCUUAACAUCUCCUUUCUGAUAAACAGCAGUGAUCUCUUUCAGGCUGGCAUUACCAUCAAGAAUAAUGCUCCACUCAGUAAGCAGCCAGACACUAUGUUGGAGAAACUACUACUUUGGCAUAGUUUUUGAUGAUGUCUUCUAGAAACUUUGUACGGAUGGUUUUACUACUCUCAUAACUUCUCACGUGAAGGCUGCGACUGGGUGUUUGCUUGAGAAUCACCAGGAUGUGAGGAAGUCCAAGUCAUAGACAGAGAAUCAAGAAGAGUUAAAGAUCCCAACAUGUGUUUUCUGGGAGAGAAAAAGAUGAUGUUCCCAGAGUAUCAGCACAUGUACCUCAUAAGAGAUGGAUGUUACCAGAGAGGUUCCUGGUGCGAACUGGCAAUACGGUCGUUCAGAAAGGAAAGCCUACAGGCAAAGGACACAGCACUGAAUUAAGAGAACACAAUUAAAUCUACAAGCAGUCCUGCUUUAUAUCAUUAGAAAAAGAGACGAGAAGAGGGAGCUGAUAGUGUGCAAACAGAGACGCAAGCUUCAGGCCUCUCUGCUGUGACUGCACAACCCACAGACUCCAAGAAGGAGGAGACACUUUCGUUGAAAUAAGAAUCAAGAGCCUUGGAGCUCUGAGGACUAUACUCCUCCCACCCUGGAACACAGGGAAACCCAAGCCUGGCCAUCAGGAAUAAUGAGAGUUCUCAGGCUCCCCCUAGUCCUCAUUACAUUUGUUUUUACACACAUUGAGCUUGACCUUUGGGAUGCUGCUGAGUCGCAGGAGUUAAAGGAACAACCCCUCCUACCUGGCCUGUUGGGCGGUAGCUUCCAAGGCCACUGCAAACAUGUGUCUGUGUGAACUUGAUCCAGAAACAGCCAGGCAAGGGACAAAGUUUAAUCCGAGGGAAUAGUCGGCUGCCUGUAGUUUCAGGCUGUCUGUCCAGACUCCAGCAUGCCGUUUUGGAAUCCUCUCUUGGAUCAAACCUCUGUCCCGGUAAUCCUCUGACUGCCAUCUCAGGACCUGGUUCACCCUCAUGGCACAAUGGCCAACCCUCAGGAGCACCUGAGCUGCUCCUCUUUGCCGCACUUGCCCUUGACUGAGAACAAAACCUCUGGUGGACGAAAUGAGCUUGCAGCUAUGGGGAACCACCCUUCACCCAAGCUCCCUGAGGAUCCUCAGGAGAGGGGGGCUGUACAGUCAGAGCUGAUGGAGAUCACAGGCAGCCCGAUCUCCACAACAGUGUUGACCAGUGUCAGCGAGGAUUCCAGGGGCCAGUUUGAGAACAGUGUUCUUCAGCUACGGGAACAGGAUGAUUCAGAAAUGACCAUGUCUCCGGGAAACAGCAACACUGUGGAUGGAGAAAACACGAACGGACCUGAAGACAUCAAGAUUCAGUUCAGCAGGUCAGGCAGCGGCAGCGGCGGGUUUCUAGAAGGACUGUUUGGAUGCCUCAGGCCCGUGUGGAAUAUCAUCGGGAAGGCAUAUUCCACUGACUACAAACUACAGCAGCAAGAUACUUGGGAAGUGCCAUUUGAGGAAAUCUCAGAGCUGCAGUGGCUGGGUAGUGGAGCCCAAGGAGCUGUCUUCCUGGGCAAAUUCCGAGCAGAGGAGGUGGCCAUCAAGAAGGUGAGAGAACAAAAUGAGACGGACAUCAAGCAUCUGAGGAAACUGAAGCACCCUAACAUCAUCGCCUUCAAGGGUGUUUGCACUCAGGCCCCGUGCUACUGCAUCAUCAUGGAGUAUUGUGCCCACGGGCAGCUAUACGAAGUCCUGAGAGCUGGCAGGAAGAUCACGCCCCGGCUGCUUGUGGACUGGUCCACAGGGAUCGCCAGUGGGAUGAAUUAUCUCCAUCUCCAUAAGAUCAUACAUCGUGACCUCAAGUCACCCAACGUUUUAGUGACUCACACAGAUGCAGUGAAAAUUUCAGACUUUGGCACAUCUAAGGAACUCAGUGAUAAAAGCACCAAGAUGUCCUUCGCUGGCACCGUUGCAUGGAUGGCACCAGAGGUGAUCCGGAAUGAGCCUGUCUCCGAGAAGGUGGACAUAUGGUCUUUUGGUGUGGUGCUUUGGGAGCUGCUGACAGGGGAGAUACCCUACAAGGAUGUGGACUCUUCUGCCAUCAUCUGGGGUGUCGGGAGCAACAGUUUGCAUCUCCCAGUUCCUUCCACGUGCCCAGAUGGAUUCAAGAUCCUUAUGAAACAGACGUGGCAGAGUAAGCCUCGCAACCGGCCUUCUUUCCGGCAGACGCUCAUGCAUCUGGACAUCGCGUCUGCAGAUGUGCUUGCCACCCCUCAAGAAACUUACUUUGAGUCUCAGGCUGAAUGGAGAGAAGAAGUGAAAAAACAUUUUGAGAAAAUCAAAAGUGAAGGGACCUGUAUACACCGAUUGGAUGAAGAACUGAUUCGCCGGCGCAGGGAAGAGCUCAGACAUGCUCUGGAUAUUCGGGAGCACUACGAGAGAAAGCUCGAACGCGCUAACAAUCUGUACAUGGAGCUGAGCGCCAUCAUGCUGCAGCUAGAGAUGCGGGAGAAGGAGCUCCUUAAGCGAGAGCAAGCAGUGGAAAAGAAGUACCCUGGAACCUACAAACGACACCCCGUGCGUCCAAUCAUCCACCCGAAUGCCAUGGAGAAGCUCAUGAAAAGGAAGGGUGUCCCUCACAAGGCCGGGGUGCAGACGAAGCGGCCAGACCUGUUGCGAUCUGAAGGCAUUCCUAGUACAGAAGUGGUUCCCACUGCAUCCCCUCUGUCUGGAAGUCCCAAAAUAUCCACCACAAGUAGCAGGAGCCGGUACCGAAGCAAACCUCGUCACCGCCGAGGGAACAGUAGAGGCAGCCAUAGCGACUUCUCAGCAAUCUUGAAAACCCAGCCCGCCCAGGAAAAUUUACCCCACCCCACCUACCUACACCACACUCAGGCCCAGUGUGCUUCUGUCCAUCAACAUAAUCCUCUCCAGCAGCAAUACCAGCAACUCCCUCCUGCCCUGCCUCAGAGCCACCAUUCCAGACUCAAUGCACAUGGGCAGGACAUUGCAGCCUGCGCCAAUAACCUGAGGUACUUUGGCCCAGCAGCAGCCCUGCGGAGUCCACUCAGCAACCAUGCUCAAAGACAGAUGCCUGGCUCUAGCCCCGACCUCAUCUCCACGGCCAUGGCAGCAGAUUGCUGGAGAAAUUCUGAACUUGACCAAGACCAAAUUGGACCCUGGGGCUGUUGUCAGACUGAACCCUAUGAUCCCUGUUUCCAGAGCAGGCCAGAACAUUCUGGGUCUUUAGAUGUUCCCACUUCUGAGCCCGUGGGGAGGAGCCCAGACCGGUCCAGUUCACCAGCACACAAUCCUCUUUCAGGAAAUGCCCAAGGCUCUGAGAGAAUGGAGGCAAAUGGAUUCAAUGGCUGUCAGUCUGAUAUUUCUCAUCAAUUCACACCCCCAAUGCUACCUCAGAAGACACGGCCCCUUCAGAAGAGUGGAGAUGACUCCUCAGAAGAGGAAGGGGAAGUGGACAGUGAAGUAGAAUUUCCUCGACGACAGAGGCCUCACCGCUGCAUUAGCAGUUACCAGUCAUACUCAACCUUUAGCUCCGAGAACUUCUCUGUGUCUGAUGGAGAGGAGGGCAACACUAGUGACCACUCGAACAGUCCCGAUGAGUCCGCCAACAGACGGCAGGACCGCCUGGCAGAGACACUGGACGACCUGCUGUCCCAGACACCCGAGGCCCCCAUCGAGAUCUCCUCCCACUCAGACGGGCUGUCUGACAAGGAGUGUGCUGUCCGGCGCGUGAAGACACAGAUGUCCCUGGGCAAGCUGUGUGCCGAGGAGCGCGGCUACGAGAACCCCGUGCAGUUUGGAGACUCGGACUGUGACUCUUCGGAGGGAGAGUGUUCCGAUGCCACAGUUAGGACCAGCAAGAACUACAGCUCUGCCACCUGGUGACAAGGGCUCUCGACUCCUCUCCAGCAAUAGACUCCUCCCUCCUUCAUCUGUCUGGGAGGAGUGGCCCAGUCCCAGAAACAAGCCACAGCAACAGGAACCUGAGACUUGUCAAAUCUCUGGGAAAUACCCAAAUGAAACUACGUCUCACUGAGCAUUUCAAUCAAGAAUGGCAGGGAUCUAUUGUACUGAAUACUCCAGCUACUGUAACAUUGAUAUUUAUUUUUGUUGGACAUUUUAACACUUUGUAUUGUAAAGAGUGAACUAUAUAUGAUACAGACACAACAAUUUCUUUACAAAGAAAUAAGGAAAUGUUGCUCUCUAGGAACAACAUUUGGAAUUUGUGGGGCCAGGUGUCACUUAUCACUUGAACACGGGACCGGAUCUUUUGUCCAUGCUUGAAGAGUCGUAAGAAGACGUGUUGAGCAUUGAAAAUACAAGCCAAAGGAAACGCAGCCACCUUAGGGUCAACUGGCUUGUCCAUGCGAAGGAUGGAACCAACCUGGAAGUUGAGUGACCUCAUAACAUCAACGCCUUGGAGGGCAUGUGCUUCCUUCCUCUCAGAGGAAGAUCCACACAGAGCUAUAACUGCACAUCUGGAAGCCAUUUUGUUUCUUGAACGUUAAGCAGAACCUAGUAGUAAGAGCUUUAGCGGCAUCAGGUCCCGCCCUCAGCACAUGCUUCCCGUUCAGUGCCGCCAUUUUCACGCCCCCGACCAGCAAGCUCUUCCAGUUGCAGUGCCAUUUCUCCCAGGUAGCUUCCUUUCUUUCCACCUUUUGGCCACUACUUCUGGGAAGGGGAAAGGAUCCUGAAGGGGAUAGAGGGGUAAGAUGAAAAGAGCAUCCGUGACACAAGCCUGUAAAAAUUCCUUCUCGAGAUGGCUCUGUUCGGCUGUAUAAGCAAGACGAUGCAACCCCUCUCUGACCAGGUUGUCUACCUCCCGGAAUCACACCGAUUCACACAGAAGGCAGCUAGGAUGUGUGUAUCCAGUGUCCCAUCCCAAACCAUCUUUGUUUUGUUCAUGAUCUCAUUCUAGCUCGGAAGCUUUGGUGGCUGUCUGUCAAUCACUGUAGCAUAAAAAGCUAAGUUAGCAGCUUGUAAAAGAUCACCUUCCCCUCACCGCAUUUUUGUUAAAUGCUAUCUGUAAAAUAUGGUAGGGUUUUUUGUUUGUUUUUUGUUUUUUGUUUUUUGCUUUCAUUCUGAAUCACUGUGGUUUUAUUUAGUUGGGUUAGGAAAUUUGUAGAAGGAACAGCUAAUGCUAAGCAGGAAUUAGAAUUUCUUUAGUUUCCCCAAAGCAUGUAAUUCUUCCUGUGUCUAGAGUCCUAGGCUAUGAAAGGGACCCCAAGGUGCUUUGUGGAGCCUUGGCUUGAAGCAGGAAAUGUCUCACAGUCCCCUGAGGACUAGGUCACAGGUGGACACCACCAUGCCUGGCUUAAAGGUGUUUCAUCUAGAAUUUAUGUACACACACACAUUGGCCCGAUUCCUGUCUCCAGUGUAGGCUUCUGCCAAGCAUUGCCCUGCACUGGCUGGAUUCUGAUGUUGCAUCCUGUAAGGAUGUUAGGUAUUAAGAUAUUCCAACCCUGGUGGAAACAGUGCCCCUGGGCCGGGUGUCACUCACUGACUGCGUCAGCCAAAACGAAGUGCAGGAGGGACUCAGAGCCAGUUUUAAUGUUUGAUCCCUCCUUUGUUUACACUUUAUGUUGAGACAUUGGUUUUAAAAUUUAGUCUAUAAUUUUUAGUUCAUAGGAAAGAUGAAGGAACAUGUACUAAGAAGGCAGUAUUGUUUUGUUAAAUUAUUCCAUUUUGUAUGAACUGUAGCAGGACUACACAGAAGAGCUUAAGUUAUGGCAUUAUUAUUCUUGUUUUUAUUUUAUAUUGUCAUAAUAUUCUGUUGACCAGAAGGUGUGGCUUAUGAUGUAGCACAAUGACUGUUUAUUGCUAACCGUGAAUUAUUAUGGACUUCUGUGGUCCUAAGUGAAAGCUAGGGAUGGAGCUACCCUUUGGCGCUCCCAGCAUUCCUCAGUGUUUUCCCUGGUCUCCUGAAUACUGCAGCAAUGGUCUGAGGAGAUGUGCUCUGCCCUGACACCCAACAGGUACACUGUGAUUUUUUUUUUUUUACUUGAUUGUAAAAGCUCCUGAAUAUACAGAUGACCAAGUAGAUGAACAAGUAGUUUAAAGGCUUCAAAAGUUAUAAACUUUCUAAAGUGUCUUAGAAUAAAAUCAUGGGACUGUAAAAGAGGCAAAAAGAGAUUGAAUGGUCAGAUGGCAUGACAGCGUUUCUGUGAGGACUCAUGAGGUAAUUUCAAGAGUGGACAGCAAACUGGAUCAUCGUCUCCUUCCUUGUGAGUCCCAUAGAUUAGGAAGAGCAGAGAGGCCAACAGAGACAUGUGCAACCUCAACAGGAUGUGCUUCUGUGACCUCCUCAGGUCCCUUGUUCCUUAGAUUAGGACUCUUCCUGUCCCACACAAAGCAGGAGCAGCUGUCUGUCCCAUGCACACCGUUAGUGAUAACAGUGAGCUCUGAAGAGCAGCUUCUGCCUGCACCUCCUAGCAAACCCACCCAGUACCUCAGUCUUCAUCAGCAUUCUGCAUUCCCACCCUGCCUGUGUGGCACACUAAGGCCACCUUAACUGGAUUCACUGUUAUGGGAUGCCACAAUAUGCCAGGGAUGUGGCGUUGACUCCAGUCAUUCACUGUAGCAUCAAGAAGGGAGUGAAGCCCACACUUCUGUGGUAGGAUUAACGAGGUUUCAGGGGGAAAAUGAUUCUAAGCAAGGUUAAAAGGGAAGUCUCUAUCCCACCUGCCCUGUAGGAUCCAGAAAACGCAAACUGACUGUGUCUCCUCGAGAACAUUAUCGUUAUCAGAAUAAGCUCGAGUGGAGAGAUCAGGGAACGCAGGAGUCAAUUCUUCAGUGCUGUUAGAUGCUGCCAUGCUUUGGUGCUUUGAGAAUCCUUGCCAGACCGAUUUCAAGCUUCAGCACUUACUGCAAGAUGAAUGGCCAGCUUUUUUUUUUUUUUUUUUUUUUUUUUUUUUGACUGACUACUAAGAUGAGUUUCAUUUUCUAUUGCAAUCAAGCACUGGAUUUUUCUCUUUUUUUCUAGAUUAUGUCCCUAAGUAAAAAUCCCUCUUAAAGUAAUAGCCUAGCACAGUAAUGGAGAAGCCUGUGUGCACUUUAAAACAUACCCCACCACCACCACCACUAAGUCCAGAGGUAGCUGCAGGACUGGGGAAGAUUCUGCCCAGGACAAUGAAGAUGAUGUUUUAAGGUGACUUGGGUGGCCUGCUUGAAGAUUGAGUAUUUUAAGCCUUGAGUUCCACCAAGUUAAUCCUGGAAUUAAAGUCAUUUUGAGUCAGUACUGUCUAGUGAUUAUUCAGGGCCAUUGUGCUAAAUUAUUCCCCUAGUCUGCUCUGAGUGAUGGCGUUCCUUGUUACUAACACAGGCUUGUCAGAGCUCCCAGGAGGUAGCCCUGACAUCCUCCCGUGCUUCCAUGUGUUCCUGUUGAUCCAGUGGUUUACUGUUUUUUUUUUCCCUAUGUCCUUAUGUCUCAAAUGUUUUUAAUUAUAUAUUUUUUAAUUCUCAGAGUUUCAUCCACAUAAACAAUGAUCUAUGAUCAUAUUCAAUCCAUACCCCUCUAUAUCCCACCUAAACCAUCCUCCUCCCAACUUCAGACUUUUGCAUUGUUGUUUUGGUAAUUCAUUUAGCCCAGUUAGUGCCACCCAGGUAUCAUAUGGCCAUCUACUGGAUCAAGGGACACAAACAGCAGACCACUUCCACAGAAGGGUGAUUGAGAAUCCCCAGUAGCUGUUAACUGCCAAUAACUCCUCAAUAAGAAUAGGGCCCAGAGAUCUCUCUGGAGAUCUCCUUCCCACAUCAGAUUUUCUUUUUAAAAAAUAUUUCUAGCUGGGUGUGGUGGCACAUACCUUUAAUCCUAGUUCUAGGAGAGGCAGGGACAGGCAGACUCUGUGACUUCAAGGCUAGCCUGGUCUACAUACAAGCCAGGCAGAGCAACUUGGUGAGACCCUGUCUUGAUGAUAAUAAUAAUAAUAAUAUCUAAGAGAUUCCCGCCCUGCCCCACGUAUACCAUGUUUUUUUCUCGAAACCAAAAUACCACAUUCCACCAUGCUCCACCUCUACCCUGAACAACAUGGCCUGCAUCUGAGCACCAUAUUGCUCUUGGCUGAUCCUUGCUACAGCCUUAGAGCAGAAAAUCACCCACAACUUACUGGAAUUGGUGUGCAAAGUAUGCAUUGGCCAUUUGAGAUCUUGAGUUCCCUGAUGGGCAAGUACAGGACCAUGCCAGGGAUCCAUAAGGAUAUGGAUCUCCAAGGCCAGCGGGGGUAUGCCAUGACAGGCAAAGGGCCACUUGCCUUUAUUCUGUACCUUUGGACUGCAGU